Phlebotomus papatasi is the source of this 3482-nucleotide messenger RNA. RefSeq names its product nucleolar protein 4. The transcript has 13 exons. Lineage: Eukaryota; Metazoa; Arthropoda; Insecta; Diptera; Psychodidae. The coding region runs from base 180 to 3029 and encodes 949 amino acids. The record is from RefSeq and is a predicted model, not a curated record.
AAAUGCAUUUCACCGCCCUUCUCUUUCCUUUGGCAUUUCCGUCCCGUGUUGCGUAGACUUUUUCGCCAAAUUUACAAUCACAUCCAAUUCAGUUGGUGGCUGACAAUUGUGGUGAAGAGUUGGCACUUUAGUUCUUACCAUAGUGCGAAGGAUGCUCAGUGUAUGGUGACAUUUUGACUAUGAUGACUAAACGAUUGAAAAGUUAUAAUCUUGCAGCUUCAAAUAAGCAUUAUACACCCUACCUAAACGACCAAUCGCGAGAUUGUACUCAAAGUAGUGACAAACCGGUGAAAAUGGUGCCAACAGACAAAUCAACAAGUCAUGAGACUACACUAGAGUGUCAAAUACAAGCCACAGCUACCGAGGAUGCUGCAGUGGAAGCUCCAGGAACUGUGGUAGAUGAUAGUGGGGAACGGAAGAGAAAACAUGAAGAGUGCGACGAGAAUGAGGCCAACAAUAACUGCAGUGAUACUUGUCCUGGUGGAAAAAAGAUAAAAUUUGACACACAUAGAGAGAAAAUGAUAGAGUUGUACCAGCCGUGGGUCCUCAAGACAUAUGGUGAUCUGGCUAAAACGAAGACAAUUACGUUACGUAAGCAAGCGAGAAUAAUAAAAGCCCUUUCUGGACAAGAGACCAACAAUCCGGACAGCUCCAAAUUUAGGUUUUGGGUGAAGGCAAAAGGUUUUACAACCGAGCGCCCAGUCGACUUCAAAGGAGAUCUGAACUUGAAUGAGGACCUAGUGGAGAAGCCCAACAAACACUGCUUGCUCUAUGUCCCAAAUUUCACAAAGGAAACUCCACAACUAUACCGACGAGUGGCUAUUGUUGAAUUAUUUUUCGAUAUCAUCUUUGGUGUUCACGUUGGGCUUGGUGGACGGUCUGGUCGCCAUGCUGGACAGAAGAGAACUUAUAGAACUAUCACGGAAUCGUAUGCAUUUCUGCCCCGUGAGGCUGUCACAAAGUUCCUCUCUGGAUGUGUUGUAUGUAAAAAGCUGCCAACACCGUACUCGCCAUUGCAUUUAGAUGAUGCUGAGAGUCCCACUGAAUGCGAUAGUAGUCCACACCAAUCAGUGGCAAAUUCGUCCGACAAUCGAUUAUUAAUUAACAAUCAACCAGAGACGCGAGAGAAUUGCGAUUUGGCUGAAAGUGAAACGGAUGUAGGGACCGAGCAGAAAUCAACUAUUUCGUCAAGUAUAAUUCAACUGCCUAUUGAUUGGGAGGAGAGAAUUUCGGUUGAAUACAAUAGAGUUAAAUCGGAUCAAACAGAAAAAAGCCACACUAUUUUGAACAGGGAUACCCAAUUGGCUAUUCCCGGGAAUACUUUCAAUGGAAUACCUAACAUCGAACAUUUCAACACUACCAGGAGUCAACUCUAUGAGUACUAUCACCUUCUGAAAGCCUUCUACGACAGUUCUACCCAAUCAAAAACUCCCACGAAUGCAGCUGCAGUCAAAGCAGAACAAACCAACAAUUUUCCAAUGAAACCACCACCUCCAAUGGAUGAAAAAGAUUCCAAAAGCAUUGUGAUAAAUCCACCAACACUGCCCUUUAAUGAAAAGAACAUGUGUGAAAUGAAAAUUCCGUGCAAAACCACUCCACCGAAAAAACGAUACAACAACUACAGUCAGAAUGUUAGCAAGACAAGAGAGGAGGAUGACACAUUGCCACAGUCAAUAAACUUUACUGGUACUUCGAAAAUUUCAACAGCCGUUAUCAUGGCGACUUUGCGAUCAAAUGAUCCCAUUACAUCCACCUACCUAAAGUUAACCAGAAGCAUGGGACUGAGCGAUGAAGAUGCCCUCAGAAUUGACGAUCUGGAAUCACCGACUAUUGCGACAACGUCAACUGGAGGAGGAGGAUCAACUUCAACAACCACUUCUACUAAUCCAGAACACACCGAAACUCACACAGAAGAUCCCUAUACUGGACUUAUGAAAGAUGCUGAUAAACUAAAAUUAAUGCUUUUAGCGUGGAAUUAUCAAAAUUCCAAUGCAGCUCGAAAUGGUACUGAAGGUCCUGAUUUAGGAAUGGUAGGUGGACUUUGGGCACAAUAUCAAAAUGCACUUGCCUUGAAUGGAAAACAAUUGUCGCCAAGUGGUCGUGUAGAUCCUUCAAGUCCUGUUGAAAAUCAAGACGAGACCAAUUCUUCUGGCCAAAAAGAUGACGAUGAGUUAUCCGAGGAUGACUCAGAGGAUAGAAUUGACGCAAAUGCACAAGAUCCUGAACGUCUAAAGGCUUUCAAUAUGUUUGUUCGACUAUUUGUGGAUGAAAAUCUGGAUCGCAUGAUACCAAUUUCGAAACAGCCAAAGGAGAAAAUUCAGGCAAUUAUUGAUUCAUGUACUAGACAAUUUCCUGAGUUUGCUGAGCGUUCCCGUAAAAGAAUAAGGACAUACCUCAAAUCAUGUCGACGCAACAAGAAAACCCGCGAUGGUUGGGAAAAUACUUCACGACCGACACCAGCACAUUUGACAUCAGUUCAAGCAGAACAAAUAUUGGCAUUAGCAUGCGAAAACGAAAGUAUGAAUGCGAAACGGAUGCGUUUGGGAUUAGAACCGAUCAGUCAAAAUGUAACGCCCACCGUAAAUACUACCGUUGAUACAACAAUAGCUAACUAUUCAAUAAUGAAAACCGCUACAGAAAAUGACCCUAUAAAUACGCCAUCGACUUCGGUAUCCAUGAAGACAACAACCUCAGCAACAAGUGUUACCGAUACUAAAACCAUAAACACUACACAAAAUGAAAAUGGUAUCAGUACAAAUACUUUAUAUCGUGCAGAUUAUAGCAUCAACUCUAAUACAUAUAAUCCCCGAACUAAUAACUACCAAAAUUUCUUCAAUAACAACACUCCAUCAAAUGUUCCCACAGAUUUGUCAAUGAAGCAACCACAGAGGCCACCAAUUCUGUCUCAUAAACUGAAUGCAACGGAAAUGAAUGCUGUUCGUCAAUUGGUGACCGGCUACAGAGAAAGCGCAGCGUUCCUCUUGCGUUCAGCAGAUGAGCUGGAAAUAUUGCUGCAGCAGCAACAAUAGAAAAUUUAAUGAAAAAGAAAAAAAAUUAAGUCUCCAUUUGCACAAUUUUGACAAAUGACAAAACAAUUAAAUUUUUUUUCAUUCCUUGAUAUCUAUUAACAUUUAAAGGACAAAAAAAAAUUGAAAGUUUCAUAGACAUAAAGCAUUAUCACCGGAAAUCACAAAGAGUGAGUUAAAUUUAAAAAUAUUAUACCACAAGCCGGAUAAUGAAACGUAUUUUAAAUUAAGUUGCAAAUUUAACACAAAUACAUAGAUAGACACAGAAUUCAUAAUGUACAACAAUUAACACAUAUUGUGUGUAGGUACUAACAGAUGAAUACCUUUCGUAUUUAUUGUAAAAUCCAAAUUAUAACAACGGGUAAUAAUUAACGAAACUGAAGAAAAAGAAUAAGAUGUAGAUUAUUAUGUAACACAUAUUGAAUAUUUCUACGAAUAAGAUAGAAAUGUUUUAUA